Molecule: messenger RNA, 1514 nt
Organism: Siniperca chuatsi (mandarin fish)
Lineage: Eukaryota; Metazoa; Chordata; Actinopteri; Centrarchiformes; Sinipercidae
Gene: anapc15
Product: anaphase promoting complex subunit 15
Exons: 5
Coding region: 173-541 (122 amino acids)
Biological process (GO): regulation of mitotic cell cycle spindle assembly checkpoint
Cellular component (GO): anaphase-promoting complex
Source: RefSeq, a predicted model, not a curated record
UAGAAGACUCCGGAAAUAUCAACCGGUGAACACCAGCGGUUUCCGGUCGCAUUUGUUUUGAAAAUUUUGAAAGCCGCAGCCAAAGAUUGGCAGGUACACGAGCUAGAAUUUCGCAGUGCAUUACGGGCUUGCUGGUUGACACUGUGUUUGUUGCUGUCCUUGUGCGACAGACAUGUCCACGCUGUUCCCCUCUCUCUUCCCCCGGAUAACGGAGUCUCUGUGGUUCAACUUGGACCGACCCUGUGUGGACGAGACCGAGCUGCACCAGCAGGAGCAGCAGCACCAAACCUGGCUGCAGAGCAUUGCUGAGAAGGACAACAAUCUGAUGCCCAUUGGGAAACCUAUUUUUGAGGCAGGAUAUGAUGAAGAGGAAGAGGAGGAUGACGAGGAUGAGGAGGACAGCGAGGAAGACUCAGAAGAUGAAGAAGACAUGCAGGACAUGGAUGAGAUGAAUGACUACAACGAGUCACCUGAUGACGGCGAGAUCAAUGAGGUGGACAUGGAGGGACCAGACCAAGACCAAGACCAAUGGAUGAUUUAGGACAAUGUUAGUCUCCAUCAAGCUGUCUGGCACUGGAUUUCUACUCCCCCCUUAAAACAUGACUGCUGCCCCUUCAAUCUGUGACACAGAUAUAUUUUUUUAUUUGUAUAAACAGGAAAAUAAUAUAGCAGAAUCAAAGCUUGUACCGUGAUAUCCUUCAGAGGAAGGUUGGGUAAAUCCAGCACAAGUGUCUCAUGUCAAGCUGCAGUCGGCCUCGAAGGCUCUGGAUGUCGUUGGACAUCGCUGUGAGUGUUGCUCGCUACCUGGCACACAUUCACAUUGUUAAAAUACUAGCAUGGAGGUAUGUUUGAGCGCCUGUGCACAUGUCCUGUUGUUUGUGGCAGUGUGUGAACCUGACAAAUACAUUGAACCAUUCAAUCCAAACAAAGAGGUUCCACACGCCUCUCCUGCUCUAAGACACACACACACACACACACAGUCCUACUGUUUUGUAACCAGUCAGACACACACCCACAGUGGCAGCCGUACGCAUCAGUCCAGUGAUCUCUCAUUUAAACUUUGACCUUGUCAUAUCUUCAGUCAUGUGCCACUUCUCAGAAGUCUCCAAACAGCUGACUGAGCACAAGCAAAAGUUCAGUCAGCUAAAUGAUUUGUUACCUAUGAAGGAGACUUACAGAUACUUCACCAUAAUAGCCCAAUUCUGUUUCAUAGCAGUGUAUGCUGCUAAUCUUUAGUUACAGAUAUCAGAAUUUUCAUAAAUGCUUGUGAAAUAGUAUUAUGUUCAGAAAAUUCAUCAGUUCUUAUUGAAAUACAUUUUAAUGUUCUUUAACUAUGUCAGAGGCAAUAGCAGCCAUUACCACUGAAGAUUGUUUAUUGAAAUAUGAACACACACAGUGUCCACUGUCUCUCAUGUUUAUCUGAAACAAUUGCUUACCAAGGCUUUUCUAAUUUCUACUGAAAUGAACAGAAGCCAUGAUUAUUUGUAUUGAAUUAAAUCAUUUUGAUGAAACCA